CUGUCAACAACAUCUGUCAAAAUAAUUUAUUCACCGGACAGCUGAGUUGUGUGUUGGAUUGUGAUUUUAUUUUGGAAAUAAAAGUAAAGUGAUAUUUACAAGAUGUUUUCUAUAGACGCACCAUUGGAGCUGCAGAAUACUGAAUAUUGCAACUACCGGUCUCCACUAAGCACUAGAUAUGCGUCAAAGGAAAUGCAGUACAAUUUCAGUGACCAGAAGAAGUUUUCCACAUGGAGGAAGCUCUGGAUCUACCUGGCUAAAGCUGAAAAGGAGCUCGGGCUGGACAUCUCGGAGGAGCAGAUCGCGGAGCUGGAGGGCGCUGUGCACGACAUCGACUGGGCCACCGCCGCCGAGCAGGAGAAGAAGGUCCGCCACGACGUGAUGGCGCACGUGCACACACUAGCCCAGCGCUGCCCGAAGGCGGCGCCCAUCAUCCACCUGGGGGCCACCUCGUGCUACGUGGGCGACAACACCGACCUCAUCACGCUCAAGCACGGGCUGGACCUGCUGCUGCCGCGGCUCGCUGCCAUCAUCAGCCGAUUGUCCAAGUUCGCUGAUGAGUACAAGUCCCUUCCAAUCCUGGGCUUCACUCACCUGCAGCCCGCUCAGCUCACGACGGUGGGCAAGCGAGCCUCGCUGUGGCUCAGCGACCUGCUGAUGGACGAGCGCGCCCUGUCCCGCGCCCGCGACGACCUGCGCUUCCGAGGAGUCAAGGGCACCACAGGUACCCAAGCUUCCUUCCUCACUCUCUUCAACGGGGAUACUGCCAAGGUUCGCGCUCUCGACGAGAAAGUCGCCAAACUAGCCGGCUUCGACAAGCGUUACCUCGUCACUGGACAAACCUACUCCAGGAAAGUAGACUUAGAGGUCAUUUCUGCACUAGCUGGCUUGGGAGCCACAGUUCAUAAGAUGUGCUCAGACAUUAGAAUCUUGGCCUCCAGAAAGGAAAUUGAGGAGCCAUUUGAAGCAUCUCAAAUUGGGUCCAGUGCUAUGGCCUACAAGAGGAACCCCAUGAGAUCUGAGCGUUGCUGCGCGUUGGCUCGCCACCUGAUCUCCCUGCACUCGAAUGCAGCCAACACUCACGCUGUCCAGUGGCUGGAGCGCACUCUGGAUGACUCCGCCAAUCGCCGUAUCACUCUAGCUGAAGGCUUCCUCACUGCCGAUGCUACCCUACUGACUCUGCUGAACAUUUGCCAAGGACUCGUGGUCUACCCUAAAGUUAUUGCUCGCCAUAUUGCCCAGGAGCUACCGUUCAUGGCUACCGAGAAUAUUAUCAUGGCUAUGGUGCAAGCUGGUGGAGACCGGCAAGUUUGUCAUGAAAAGAUCAGAGUGUUGUCUCACGAAGCCGGUGCUCAGGUGAAACAGCACGGUAAAGACAAUGACCUCAUCGAGCGAGUCAAGAAAGACCCUUACUUUAAGCCUAUUAUUCCGAAGUUGGACAGUCUGCUUGAACCAUCAACCUUCAUAGGCAGAGCACCAGAACAAGUUACUGAAUUUAUCGAUGAAGAAGUGAACGAGGUAUUGAAGAAAUACCAAGGUGUUCUGGAGGCGGUUGAGAAACCAGUCUCACUGAAUAUUUAAGUAAAUUAUAU
Messenger RNA from Plutella xylostella (diamondback moth), 1592 nucleotides. It is a transcript of the gene Adsl, whose product is annotated as adenylosuccinate lyase. Gene Ontology annotation, cellular component: cytosol. The record is from RefSeq and is a predicted model, not a curated record. Gene Ontology annotation, molecular function: N6-(1,2-dicarboxyethyl)AMP AMP-lyase (fumarate-forming) activity; (S)-2-(5-amino-1-(5-phospho-D-ribosyl)imidazole-4-carboxamido) succinate lyase (fumarate-forming) activity. Gene Ontology annotation, biological process: 'de novo' AMP biosynthetic process. Lineage: Eukaryota; Metazoa; Arthropoda; Insecta; Lepidoptera; Plutellidae.